This is a messenger RNA of Oldenlandia corymbosa var. corymbosa, 2023 nucleotides long. Lineage: Eukaryota; Viridiplantae; Streptophyta; Magnoliopsida; Gentianales; Rubiaceae. The record is from the annotation of a GenBank genome assembly.
AUAACCUACCCAAAAAUAAAAACAAGAAAGAAGAUCAUAGAGUAAAAAGUAAAAAAUAAUAAAUCCAGGAAACUGGUAGGAAAUCUCUCCCUCAGCCUGUCACCACCGUGUUAAGCAAAGGCGCCCGUACCUUCGUCAGCCUGUGACACCUAAACCAGUGGCUCCCUUUCUUAAUAUAUAAAAGAAGCCCAUCACACCAAUUUCUCUGAUCAAUCAAUCAUCUUCACCAAUCUCACAGCUCACACACCUGAUACUGUUGUGUUUUUCCUGCGAAGGGGGAAAAAAAAAAUGAAGAGCCAAAACAAAGCCAGAGCACUUGUUUUAGUGGUAAUUCUCGCGUUCUGGGCAACAUCAGCCACCAAUGCUCAAGAAGUUGGUAAUUACCAGGAUUGAACUCGAUGUUGUAAUUUAUAAAUGUUGGAUUAUAUCUUACACUAAAUUCAUCAUAUAUUGGAUGGUUAAGUUAUACAACUUGGGUUUUUGUUGAUUUUGAUGAAACAGAGAACGAGAGGGAAUUUGAUUACGCGGAAAACAGCAGGAAGGGUCCAAGAGUUUGGGGACAAUUAAAGAAAGAAUGGGCUGCUUGUGGCAAUGGAGAACUUCAAUCCCCCAUUGACAUGUCCCAUGAAAGAGUACAGAUCAUAUCCAAACCUGAGAAGAAGAUGUACAAGCCGGCUAAUGCCACUGUUAAAAACAGAGGCCAUGACAUCUCAAUUCAAUGGAGUGGUGAUGCAGGAUCAAUUGUUAUCAAUGGCAGUUAUUAUCCACUCAGACAAGCCCAUUGGCAUUCUCCUUCUGAGCAUACAAUUAAUGGCAGGAGGUACGAUUUGGAGUUGCACAUGGUUCACCAGAACGAUGACCCAAAUCUCAAAUACAAUAUUGCCGUUGUUGGUGUCCUCUACAGAAGCGGCGCGCCCGACCCAUUUCUCACCAAGUUAAUGAGCAACAUCUCCAGUAUGAUCCACCAGAAGGAUGAGGAGAGAAAUGUGUCUAUGGUUGAUCCAAGUGAAAUUCCACAGAAUAGCAAAAGGUUCUAUAGGUACAUGGGUUCACUCACUGUUCCCCCUUGUACUGAAGGCGUCAUCUGGACAAUCAACAGAAAAGUUAGAACUGUUUCAAAGGACCAAGUUAAAUUGCUUAGAGAAGCUGUACAUGAUUAUGCAGAAAGAAAUGCCAGGCCUCUUCAACAACAUAACAGCCGAGAGAUUUAUCUUUAUGGGCCGGCAUUGUAAUUCAUCAGAAGUUCAUUGUUUUUAUUAGACUCUUUUGUUUUUUUCAGGCUUCUGCUGCUAUUAGGCUGUUAGCCACAAUGUACACUAUUUCAUCAUUGUAAUUUCUUUAGCCUUCCUAGUUGCUACAACAUGGAAGGCUGGAUUGUCCUGGCCAGCGAAUUAACUAUUCAAUUGUAAGUUUGACUCGGAGAAGAAUAAUUUGUAGUAUUUCCUCCAAACUCGUUACUCUAGAUUACCGUUUCUUAUCCAACUUUUUCUGGAAUAGUUUACAGUUUAGAAUUAUCAGGCCAGCUUAAAAAAGCUGAACCAUCCCUGGCCCCCGCUACAAUGUUUACCACCAGUUCUAACUUCAGCCCCAUGAUGAAAAAUGAUAACUUGGCCAAAUUUGGACCAAGAUUACACAGAUCAGAUUUAGCAUAUAGUCACAUUACGUUCCUAAAAUUACAUCAGCGCUACAGGCAGGCAAAGAAUAGAACAUCGAAUCACUGAAUUCCCAGCAGAUGACUCCGUGAUCGCCAAGAAUGACCAAGCCCAACAGUAUUUUACCAUAUCUAACUACCUUCUACAUUCUUGAAGAGCACGAAGCAGAUACCCGUCUUGUCUGCCGUGUAUUGUAAGAGCUGCAGGUUGGACAUUUGUGAGCCACUACAUGAAAGUGCACCUCAGAAGUUUCCCCACAGUCAUUACAAAGGAUCCAAACCUGACAAAGAAAUCACAUGUUUGUAAAUGUCUUAAGAGUAUUAUUUUGAGGAUUAGCCCAAGGCUUAAACUGACCAGGACUAAUAAUGCUU